Molecule: messenger RNA, 1392 nt
Organism: Ogataea haglerorum
Lineage: Eukaryota; Fungi; Ascomycota; Pichiomycetes; Pichiales; Pichiaceae
Exons: 2
Coding region: 1-1392 (463 amino acids)
Biological process (GO): ubiquinone biosynthetic process; isoprenoid biosynthetic process
Cellular component (GO): transferase complex
Molecular function (GO): prenyltransferase activity
Source: RefSeq, a predicted model, not a curated record
AUGGCCCGAGUCACGGUGCGUGCUUCACCGGCGGACCGGCCAAAGGUUUCCGAAAAGCUGGUGCAGCCCAGCGUGGGCUCCAAGUUCGACCCCUUCAGCAUGGUGUCCGCCGAGAUGCGCGUGCUGGCGAAAAACAUUGCUACUCUCAUUGGCUCUGGGCACCCAACGCUCAACAGAGUGGCGUCGUACUAUUUCGAGGCAGAGGGCAAGAACGUGCGGCCGCUGAUCGUGCUGCUGCUGUCCAAGGCGCUCGCUAAGAUCCCAGAGUCCGAGAGGACCCGCAUCGCGAUCGACCCCUACGACGUGAACGAGCAGGAGGAGUUCAAGGGGACCCCGAGGGCAUUUUCCUUUGCGGGACAGAGCCCGCUCGACUCGAUCAGCCCGCUGCGGGUGCUGCACGGCAUCAACCCGAACAUCAUUCUGAACCCGUUGUCGAAGCCAAUGAUGGACAGAGAGCUGUACAAGGCGAAGGACGCGCAGAACGGCAUUCUGCCCAAACAGAGGCGCCUGGCAGAAAUAACCGAGAUGAUCCACACGGCGUCGCUGCUGCACGACGACGUGAUCGACUUUUCGGACUCUCGCCGCGGCAGAGACUCCGGGAACGUGGCGUUCAGCAACAAGAUGGCCAUUCUUGCAGGCGACUUCCUGCUGGGCAGAGCGUCGGUCUCGCUGGGACGACUGCGGAACAGCGAGGUGGUGGAACUGAUGUCCACGGCGAUCGCGAACCUCGUCGAGGGAGAGUUCAUGCAGCUGAAGAACACCGUGAUGCAGCCCAACGUCGGCCAGAUCGAAAACGGCGGCGUCGUCAAGCGGAUCCCGGAGCCCACGGGGAAGGUGCCCGUCGAGGUGCACGAGUACUCCGUCAAGAUACCGGAGACCAUCUCGCACGAGGAAAACGUCGAGGCCGCGUUCCAGUACUACCUGCACAAGACCUAUCUGAAGACUGCCUCGUUGAUGUCCAAGUCGUCGAGGUCGGCCGCCAUCCUGGCCGGCUGCAGUGACGACGUGAUCGAGAACUGCUACCAGUUUGGCAGAAACCUCGGUCUCUGCUUCCAAAUAGUCGACGACAUGCUAGAUUACACCACAACCGCAGAAAUGCUGGGGAAACCGGCCGGGGCAGACCUGCAGCUGGGCCUCGCGACGGCACCUGUGCUGUACGCAUGGAAAGAGAAGCCGGAGCUCGGGCCGAUGAUCGGCCGCAAGUUCUCCAAGCCUGAGGACGUCGAGAUUGCAAGAAAGGCCGUCGAGGACGCCAAGGGAGUGGAGAAGACGCGAGAACUGGCCGAGAAGUACUGCACCGACGCGCUCCGCAACCUGCGCACCCUGCCGGACUCGGACGCACGAAACGCGCUCGAGAUGCUCACCAACUCGGUCCUCACCAGAUCCAAGUAG